AUGAGGUCUGCCUCCCUCUUCGGCCGGCUGCUCGGCCGCAGAGGUUUUGUCUUCUUCUGCAGCCGCAUUCCGCGACGCCAGCAGUCGUUUGCAAAAUGGACGACCCGAAAAUAUAGCCUCAAGGACCCUCGCCAGCGGCGUUAUCCUACCCUCCUGGCCGCUGCCACCGCGCUCUCCCCGGUGGCCUUUGUCGAGAUAGGCGAGGGUGACAACAAGGAGGGCAAAACGACCGAGAUGCAAAUGCUCGAGAUAUCUCGUGAAGAAAUCAGCAAGAAAGUUCCGGAGGAUGCCCGCGGGCUACGAAGACUAUACAAGAGCGUCAUUUACGUCCUCGACCAAUACAUCUACGAACCGAUGGCAACCGGGGUGCGGUUCCUCUAUCUGGUCAUUAUAUUUGUCCCUGUUAUUGUUACUGUCCCCGCCGUCUUCAUCGGACCGCGAAAGAAAGAGCGUGACAACGAAAGAGCCGGAACUCUCUGGUGGUAUGGCUUCUUGGUCAGGGCAAUGGAGCAAGCAGGUCCCGCCUUUAUCAAAUUGGGGCAAUGGGCUGCAUCGAGGUCCGACAUCUUCCCCUCCGAGAUGUGUAGGAUCAUGUCCGGCUUGCACUCCAAUGCGCCCGCCCAUUCUCUCCACCAUACUAAGAAGACCAUAUCUGAAGCGUUCGGUGGCAGGCGAUUUGAGGACAUCUUUGUAGAAUUUGAUGAGAAGCCUCUGGGCGUGGGAGCCAUUGCGCAGGUAUACAAAGCGAGGCUAAAGCCCGACCUUGCAAAACCGGACGACAGUGAUCUCGACGACCAUGACAAACGAAGAUUGAGAUACCGGAUCAAGAAGAACGUGGAUGCAUUGGUCAAAUCCAGCCCGCAACGGGUACCGUCGGCGUACGUGGCGAUCAAGGUCCUCCAUCCCAAGGUGGAAAGGAAUGUACGCCGAGAUCUCAAGAUUAUGGGUGUCUUUGCUGCCAUCAUCAAUGCCAUCCCAACCAUGGAAUGGCUGGAUCUUCCCAAUGAGGUGGCCAACUUCGGCGAAAUGAUGCGGUUGCAGCUCGAUCUUCGCAUCGAAGCAGCCAACCUCACCAUCCUACGCAGGCAUUUCCAGAACCGAACCACAGCAUGGUUUCCGCACCCUUAUACCGACUUUACGACACGCAACGUUCUGGUCGAGGAAUUUGCGCAGGGCUUGCCAUUGGCCGCCUUCCUCGAGAAUGGCGGUGGUGUUUACCAGAAAGAGAUUGCCAAUGAAGGGCUGGACGCUUUCUUGCAUAUGCUUUUGAUAGACAAUUUUGUCCACGCAGAUCUUCACCCGGGCAACAUCAUGGUGAAUUUCUACAAGCCGACCCAGCCGGACGUGAAGAUCCCCUACGUCUCUCGGCAAGACCCGACGCAGCCAGCCAGCGCCUCCGACAUCGACGAGUCAGAAGCAGUCCUCUCCCGACUGCGUCCUCACAUUGGCAAAAAAGCAGAGUGGGAAGCCGCUCUGGCAGAGAUUGACAAGGAGGGAUACCGUCCCCAGCUGAUCUUUAUCGACACUGGUCUUGUUACUGAGCUCAAUGCAAAGAACAGAGCCAAUUUUCUCGAGCUUUUCCGUGCAAUCGCGGAGUUUGAUGGAUACAAAGCUGGAAAACUCAUGAUUGAACGAUGUCGUCAGCCUGAUGCAGUCAUUGACGGCGAUGUUUUCGCCCUAAGGAUGCAACAUCUGGUCCUAUCCGUGAAAAGCCAAACAUUCGCUCUCGGUCGGAUAAAGAUCGGAGAUGUUUUGUCAGAGGUGCUCAGCAUGGUCAGAUCACACCACGUUCGGAUGGAAGGUGAUUUUGUGAACGUGGUCAUUUCGAUUCUGUUGCUUGAAGGCAUUGGCAGAACCUUGGACCCAGAUCUUGAUCUCUUCGCAAGCGCCCUGCCAAUCCUGCGCCAGUUGGGUUCCUCCGACCCAAGUGCUGUGUUGAAGAGUUUCCGAGAAGGUGACUUCUCGCUGCUCAAAAUCUGGGUCGGGCUUGAGGCGCGAAGAUUCUUCCAAGCAAGUGCUGAAAGCGUGGAAAUGUGUGUCAAGUACGAUCUACUCAGUCCAAACUUCUGA
Molecule: messenger RNA, 2070 nt
Organism: Exophiala dermatitidis NIH/UT8656
Lineage: Eukaryota; Fungi; Ascomycota; Eurotiomycetes; Chaetothyriales; Herpotrichiellaceae
Product: aarF domain-containing kinase
Exons: 1
Coding region: 1-2070 (689 amino acids)
Cellular component (GO): mitochondrion
Source: RefSeq, a predicted model, not a curated record